Hordeum vulgare subsp. vulgare (domesticated barley) is the source of this 1917-nucleotide messenger RNA. Its product is annotated as increased DNA methylation 1-like. Lineage: Eukaryota; Viridiplantae; Streptophyta; Magnoliopsida; Poales; Poaceae. The coding region runs from base 1 to 1917 and encodes 638 amino acids. Gene Ontology annotation, molecular function: transcription corepressor activity; acyltransferase activity, transferring groups other than amino-acyl groups. The transcript has 5 exons. The record is from RefSeq and is a predicted model, not a curated record. Gene Ontology annotation, biological process: negative regulation of DNA-templated transcription.
AUGGCCAUCGCGGAGUACGUCGAGUUCAUGGCCGGCGGCGGCCGCGGCCCGGGCGGCGACGAGCUGCGGCGCAGGGCCAGGGACAGCCUGCUCUCCUCCGGCUGGACCUUGUACAAGAAGGCCAAGUGCGACGGCCGCCAGGAGCUCCGCUACCAGGCGCCCCACGGCGCCUCCUACAUCUCCCUCAUCGUCGCCUGCAAGAAGUUCCAGCAGUUCAGCACCGCGCCGCCGAGGAGUAGGACGAGCGGCAAGCCGGGUAUGAAGAGGAAGAGCGCGGCGCCGGAUUGCUCGUCCAGGAAGAGCAAGGAGAUCAAUGCGGAAAAUGGCGGCCGUGAGACGGGUUUUGGCGGCGGCGAGGACGAGCGUGGGCCGGCCGUCCGCAACCCGUUCUCCAGGGAGUGCUGCCUCGCGAAGCACCGGAAGAUGAGGAGGGUCUCCGCGCUCUACGCCGACGACGCCCUCGAGAAAUACGCCGCCAGAAAGAGGAAGAAAGCGUCGUCGGCGCCUCCUCAACUUUGUGCUGCGUCCCCCGCGGCGUCGCUGGUGCGCGUGCUGCGGCCGAGGACCAAAGACGGCGACAAGGCUCAGGCUGCUGCUGCUGCGGCGGCGGCGGCGUGCCAGCCGACCCGCUCAAGGACGAUCAUCGCGGUGCUCAUGGACAAGAAGAUCGUUCCCCCGACGGCCAAGCUGUCCUACAAGCGAACCAGGGACGAGCCUCCGGUCAAGCAGGGCACGCUCACCGCGCAAGGGACCAUACGGUGCGCGUGCGGCUGCGGCCGCAAGUCCUUCACCGUGGCAGAGUUCGCGGCCCACGCCCUCGGCGGCGAGUGCGGCGCCGAGCGGCCGUCGGCGAGCGUGUACCUCAACGACGGCAGGUCGCUGUCGCAGUGCCUGGUUCAGCUGAUGCGUGCCCACGGCGGCGGCGGCAACAAGACCAUGGGCUCGCCGUCGCCGCGCGCGAGGCUGAAGCGCAAAUGCCCGCCCGAGCUGGAGGGCGGCGACUUCGUGUGCUCCGUCUGCGCCGACUUCGGCGACGUGCUGCUCUGCGACUGCUGCCCCUCCACGUUCCACCACGGCUGCGUCGGCCUCGACGCCACCCCGCAAGGGGAGUGGUUCUGCCCCUCCUGCAGGUGCGCCGUUUGCGGCUCCAGCGAGUUCGACCUCGACGCCGACGGCGAGUUCACCGACAAGACGGCGAUCUACUGCGACCAAUGCGAGCGAGAGUACCAUGCCGGCUGCAUCAGGAGCAGAGGCGACCGGCUCGAGUGCUGCCCGGAAGGGCCAUGGCUCUGCAGCCAUGACUGCUCGAACGUUUUCCAGCGUCUGCAAGGACUGGUUGGAAGAUCAAUCCCUACGUCGGUGGAAGGCUUGACCUUCAUCGUAUUGAGAUCGACCAAGCUCCCCGAGGAGGAGGCCAUGGCGGCCGAGGAGCACGGGAAGCUGUGCGCGGCGUUCGACGUGCUCCACGAGUGCUUCGUCACCCUCAUCGAGCCGCAGACAGGGACCGACCUCAGCCACGACAUCGUCUUCAACAGAGAAUCGGAGCUGAGGCGGCUCAACUUCCGGGGGUUCUACGUGGUCGGCCUCGAGAAAGGCGGCGAGCUCAUAACCGUGGGCACGCUCAGGGUGUACGGGAAGAAGGUCGCGGAGCUGCCGCUCGUCGGGACUCGGUUCGCGCAUCGCCGGCAAGGGAUGUGCCGCCUCCUCAUCAACCAACUGGAAAACUUGCUCGGCGAGUUGGGGGUGGAGAGGCUCGUGCUGCCGGCGGUGCCUGAGCUUCUGCAGACAUGGACCGGGUCCUUUGGUUUCCAGGCCAUGAGCCAUUCCGACAAGAUGGAGAUCGCAGAGCACACCGUCAUGUGCUUCCAGGGCACCACAAUGUGCCAAAAGUUCAUCACUGCUGCUGCGGCUCCAUGA